CCAAUGACUAAUUUCACUAUAUAAAGCCAAUGCUUAACCAUACUUCUUCAUCCCCUCCUGCUUCUAUCUAACAUAAAAGAGAAAGAAUGUCUCAAUCAAAUCGUUUCAACGAUGAAGUUACAGUACCACUUCUCCCAAAUAUCUCUCUUCACGAGAAACUACAUUUACUUAAAAAUUUCUUUGCGCUUCUCUCCCUCUUUGCAAUAGAUGCAAUCUCCAUUUUAAGAAUCGCUUACCCAUUGAUCAUCACAAAUGUUCUCCUUUACUUUCGCUCCUUCAUAUCUAUGUUUUUCCUGGCCGGUCUUGGUGGCCCCACUCUUGCAGGCGGCUCCCUCGCACUUGCAUUUGCCAACAUCACCGCUUACUCGUUCUUCUCCGGUUUAACCAUGGGUGUAGACUCAAUUUGCUCACAAGCAAUUGGUGCAACAAACUAUAAACUCUUCCGGGCAACAAUCCGUCGAGGAAUCAUCCUACUCCUCGUCACAACUCUCCCUGUUUUUCUUCUAUGGAUAAACAUCAAGAGGAUUCUGAAAUUGUUAAAACAGGACGAGGAGCUCGCAUCCAUAGCUCACACCUUUCUGCUUUACUCUGUUCCAGAUCUCCUUGCUCAAUCUUUCUUACACCCAUUAAGAGCUUAUUUCAGGACACAGUCAAAGACUCUACCUUUAUCAGUAUGCACAGGGAUUGCGAGUGUUCUCCACUUUCCGAUUACAUUCCUCCUAGUGUCAUACCUCGGUUUUGAGAUCAAAGGUAUUGCUUUGAGUGGUGCUCUGUCAAAUUUCAACCUUGUCGUAUUUCUCUUCAUCUACAUAGCUUUCUUUGAAGAAAAGCUAAGUAAAGAUGAGAAGGUCUCAGAGGAGUCGUAUGAACAGAGUGUGAGAGAAUGGAAGAAGCUGCUUGGUCUCGCGGUACCCAGUUGUGUUGCAGUUUGUCUCGAGUGGUGGUGCUACGAGAUCAUGAUUGUGCUUUGUGGGUUACUUAUAAACCCUAAAGUAUCCGUUUCUUCAAUGGGUAUUCUCAUCCAAAUCACUUCCCUUGUUUAUAUUUUCCCUCAUUCAUUGGGCUCCGCAGUCUCGACUCGUGUAGGAAACGAGCUGGGUUCGAACCAGCCACAGAGAGCGAGAAGAGCCACCUUUGUCGGACUUGGUCUCAGCAUCGCCCUCGGGCUCAUGGCUCUCAUAUUCACUUUCUCAGUCAGAAAGGUAUGGGCUACGUUUUUCACGGAUGAUGAAGAAGUCAUUAAUUUGACUAUGAUGGUUCUACCAGUCGUUGGCCUUUGCGAGCUGGGAAACUGCCCUCAGACUACUGGAUGCGGCGUUCUCAGAGGGUCGGCGAGGCCGAUGACGGGAGCUAAUAUCAAUAUAGCGGCAUUUUAUGUGAUUGGUUUGCCUGUAGGAAUGGUUUUAACUUUUUGGUUUGGGUUUGGAUUCAUGGGACUUUGGCUUGGGAUGCUCGUGGCGCAGAUAUCAUGUAUGAUUGGUAUGAUGGUGUCGAUGUGUAGGAUUAAUUGGCCAUUGGAGGCGGAAAGGGCUAGGGAGCUAACAGCGACGGAAAGGGCUAGGGAGCCAAAAACGACGGAUGGCGUCAUAAGCUUCAGCAAUGUGGAAGAUAUGGAGGUUGGAAGGUUGGUGAUUAGAGAGGAGUGAGUCUUUAAGAGUGAUAGAUAAUUGCUCUUUUAAUAUGACCGUCUUCUUUAAAAUAAUAAUAAUAAUAAUAAUAAUAAUA
Molecule: messenger RNA, 1725 nt
Organism: Brassica napus (rape)
Lineage: Eukaryota; Viridiplantae; Streptophyta; Magnoliopsida; Brassicales; Brassicaceae
Product: protein DETOXIFICATION 50-like
Exons: 1
Coding region: 87-1646 (519 amino acids)
Biological process (GO): xenobiotic detoxification by transmembrane export across the plasma membrane
Cellular component (GO): membrane
Molecular function (GO): xenobiotic transmembrane transporter activity; antiporter activity
Source: RefSeq, a predicted model, not a curated record